Molecule: messenger RNA, 762 nt
Organism: Acanthamoeba castellanii str. Neff
Lineage: Eukaryota; Discosea; Longamoebia; Acanthamoebidae
Product: uracilDNA glycosylase, putative
Exons: 5
Biological process (GO): base-excision repair; base-excision repair, AP site formation via deaminated base removal
Cellular component (GO): nucleus; mitochondrion
Molecular function (GO): uracil DNA N-glycosylase activity
Source: RefSeq, a predicted model, not a curated record
UCAUGGGCUAAGAACAAGGGCGUGGUGCAGUCUGGCCCGGCCAAACAGCUCCUGCUCUUGUCGCUGUUGCACAAGAAUGGGCGCUUGUCUCGAUCUCAGCUCACCACGCUCAAGGAUCUGGUGGUGGAGCGGAACGAUAGCGUGGGGUACGUGGUGCAGGUGUUUGAGCUCAUGGACGACGAUUUCGACGAGCUCGAGGACAACCUCAAGCACCUGUGCAAAUACGAGGAGGAGAGGCGGGCAGAGGAGGGAACCGUGGCCAGACCAUCGAUGGCCGCUGCCCACCAGGGAGGAGGCGCCUUCUCGUUUGCCUCGUCGUCGCCGCCGCCGGCUGGCCAGUUCGCUCUGUCGGCAGAAGCAGGAGGCCUCACCGAACUUGGCUGGUUGCGACACCUGGGUCCCGAGUUCGCGAAGCCCUACUUCCGCAGCCUUCUGGCAUCGGUCGCUGCCGAGCGGCAAGCGCACACGGUCUACCCUCCGGAGGAGAGCGUCUACAGCGCUUUCAAUUACACUCCACUCGACCAGGUGAAGGUGGUGAUCCUGGGUCAGGACCCGUACUUCAACGAGAACCAGGCCCACGGCCUCUCCUUCUCGGUGACCCGGGGCGUGGCGGUGCCGCCCUCCCUCAAGAAGAUCUACGCCGAGCUCGAGCGCAGCAUCCCCGGCUGGCGGCGCCCCAACCACGGCUGCCUCACCGAGUGGGCGCAGCGCGGCGUCCUGCUCCUCAACGCCACGUACACCCUCCUUUGCCGCACCUCAUGA